This is a messenger RNA of Drosophila kikkawai, 2019 nucleotides long. Its product is annotated as solute carrier family 22 member 1. Lineage: Eukaryota; Metazoa; Arthropoda; Insecta; Diptera; Drosophilidae. Gene Ontology annotation, molecular function: transmembrane transporter activity. Gene Ontology annotation, cellular component: membrane. Gene Ontology annotation, biological process: transmembrane transport. The record is from RefSeq and is a predicted model, not a curated record.
AUGGCAAAAGAUGAGAGGAGUGAUAAAGAUGACAACUCAGUGGAUAAUAGCCGGAAGCUCCUCUUUGAAACGAAUAAGGUUGACACAUCCAUUCAGGUUGGGAGUUCGCUGGAAAAUGCAAGGGAACGCCGAACCAAUUCCUCGUUGUAUAAUCUGAGACGCUCGCACUUGUCGUUCACAAGGGGGUCCUGGGAGGCAUCAGAAUACAUCGAUUUCGAUGACCUGCUUCCAAUGCUCGGUCAGUUUGGCUGGUUCCAGAAGCGACUGUUUCUGUUCAUGAUUCCCUUCUGCUACAUUACCGCCUUCGUGUACCUGGGACAGAUAUUCAUGACCCUGACUCCCAACGACUUCCACUGCUUCGAGCCCGAGUUGGAGCUGAUGACGGACAAGGAGUUGCGCAAGCAGCUCUCUAUUCCCCGGGAGAAGGAUGGCUCAUACAGUCAAUGCCGAAUGUAUGAAACCAACUACUCGAGGAUCCGCUAUGCCCGGAACAAGACGGCUAUGAUCGACACAUCGUUGCCCACGAUGCCCUGCCAGCACGGAUACGUGUUCAAUACCUCGGAGAUGCCCUUUGUCACGGCCACCAUGGAGUUCGGGUGGGUCUGCAAGGAUGACAAGUAUGCCACCUACGCGCAGAUCAUAUUUUUCGUUGGCUCCAUUGUGGGCUGUCUGGGUUACGGAUACUUCGCGGACCACUGCGGUCGGGUGGCGGCCCUGGUCAGCAGUUGCUCCCUUGCCAUCAUUGGUAGCAUAGGCACAGCCCUGUCCCAGAAUUUCCUGGCGUUCGCUGUCUUUAGGUUUUUUGUGGGCGCCUCCUGUGAUACGUGCUUUACCAUGGUGUACAUUUUGGUUCUGGAGUACAUUGGACCCAAGUACCGAACCCUUGUGGCCAACUUGUCCCUACUGCUGUUUUACUCGCCCUUCACCAUGCUGAUGCCGUGGAUUGCGCUGGCCUCUAGAAACUGGCGGACAUUCUCCAUCAUGGCCGGCCUGCCUCUUUGCUUCGCUAUGUUAUCCUACUGGGUUCUGCCCGAGUCAGCACGCUGGCUCGUUUCCGUGGGCGAGAUUGAUAAGGCCAUGGAGAUCUUGGAAGAAUUAAUACAGGUGAACAAGAAGCAUCUUCCGCCCUGGAUCCUGGAACUGUUCGAGAGAUGCUGCCUGCAGUUCUACAAGGAGGAAAUGCACGGACGUGAGUUUACGGUAUUCUCGAUAUUUAAAUACCGGCGCAUGGCCUGCUAUAUGGUCCUGAUGAUCGGCAUUUGGAUGGCCAUGUCGCUGGUGUACGAUGGCCAUGUUCGGGCGGCUAGUGUCCUUGACUCGCAUAAUGUCUUUCUCUUCUUUACGAUCGCCUGUGCCACAGAGCUGCCGGGCAAUAUCGUGGUGAUCCUCACCCUGGAUCGUUUCGGACGCCGUUGGUGUUCCUUUGCCUUUACCAUGUUAAGCGGCCUCUUUAGUUUGGUCGGUGCCUGCAUAGUGAACGCGACGCAUAUGAAGAAUUUAGCGCUGGCCGGAAGGCUCUUCGCCAACAUGUGCUACAACGUUGGACUCCAGUGGGCGGCGGAGAUGCUGCCGACGGUGGUGAGGGCUCAGGGUGUCUCCUUUAUCCACACGAUGGGCUUUGUGGCCAUGAUGAUGUCGCCGCCGGUGGUGUACCUCUCCCAGCUUUCCUUUUCCCUCAUGCUAAUCGUUCUGGGCGUCCUGGGAAUUUUGGCUGGAGUACUGGCUCUCUUCCUGCCGGAAACCCUCAAUCACGAACUACCCCAGACGCUGAGCGAGGGCAAUGUCUUUGGAAAGAAUCAGCGGAUGUGGCAUGCACCGUGCUGCGGACCAGGAGCAAGGCGAUCCGCGCGAAGAAACUAUUUGCAUCAGGGUUCCAGCCUGCGUACCUUGUCACGGGAUGAGUUCCGCUCCAAGCGGAUGCUGCGCCGCACCAGCCCGCCGCUCAUUAGCGAAAACACAUCGAUGCUAACUACACGGAGUGUCGAUGAAAAGGAAAUUCGAACUUAUGACUAUAAGUAG